Molecule: messenger RNA, 1855 nt
Organism: Sycon ciliatum
Lineage: Eukaryota; Metazoa; Porifera; Calcarea; Leucosolenida; Sycettidae
Exons: 3
Coding region: 19-1143 (374 amino acids)
Cellular component (GO): cytoplasm
Molecular function (GO): ATP binding; kinase activity
Source: RefSeq, a predicted model, not a curated record
GUUUGUGUUUGUAUAAAAAUGGAACGAACAAGAAGUUCGGUGUCCGAGUUCAUUCGCAGUGCCGUGGCUUGCGUCGGCUCAGCGACAGGCUGUUCUAGUACCGGAGAGGGUUCCAUUCUAGCGCUGUCCACGCAGCACAGCGCACUGUGGAGAUUACUGGCUGGGGAAAGCCAUGAUGGGCUCGAUGGUGUCUUCACCGAUCACAUCCACGCGUUUUCUACGCUAGUCAGCGAAGUUGCCACGGGCAUUGACGGAACUUCAGUGCAGAGCUGCUGCCGUGACGGCAGCGACCGCGAUUUGCUAGUGACAAUACAGUGUGAAGUGGACGUGAUGGACAAGCGCUUGAUUUUCUCGCUGACGGAACUGUGGCUCGUUAUCUACCCGCUGUGCUGGCUAUUGGUGACGUCGUGCUGUAAGAAAUACCAGGAAUGCCGACAGCGAUACAUUGUCGGUGUUGGUGGAGCAGCCGGCUCAGGCAAAUCUAGCCUAUGUACGGUGCUGGGAAGGCUGAUCACAACGCUAACAAAACACAAGUUACCUCAAUCCUCAUUUAGCCCACUUGACAUAUCGUCGGUGAGGUGCAGUGUAAUGGGUCAAGAUGCCUAUCAUCUGCCCAAUGAAGAACUCAAGGAACGCUGUCUUCAACAGCUCAAGGGAUCUACGUCAACGUUCAAUGUCGAAUCGUUUGUGGCUGACGUUACGAAGCUCACGAGCACGGAAGCUGGCACGCUGAAGAUGCCUGCUUACAGCCGUGAAGUUCACGAGCCGUUAGCCGACCAGGUUGAGGUCUGGUCGGCACCGUGUGUUGUCCUGGUGGAGGGUGUGCAUGCACUCUGCACCGACGCGCCGUUCACUGCCCUGCAGCCCCUCUGGGAUCUCAAAGUGUACGUAGACUGUGCGGAGAGCGUGGCUAAGCCACGCGCCAUACUGCGCAAGAUGAGGGGGUGUCGCGAGCGGCGCACAGCCGAGCAGCAUUACGAGCGCGUGGACGCCGUCAAUCGCGCCGCAGUGGAGAAGCCGGUGAAUGUGGCCAACUGUGACGUUCGUCUUUCCGUACGGCCGACGCAGGAUCCAGAUUGUUCUACUUCUAUGUCAACCGAGAUCAUUAAUGUACCAGAGCUCUCUGCAAAGGUCACGGGAUAACACUCCACGUCGAUACAUUGCAAUGCCAGUGUUACCGCCAGCGGUGAUGUAAUGUCACGCCACGUCUAUACAUCGCAAUGCCAGUGCUUCAAGCAGUGAUGAUGUAAUGACACUCCACGUCUAUGCAUUGCUACGCCAGUGCUUCAAGCAGUGAUGAGGGGAUGACACUCCACGUCGAUACAUUGCUAUGCCAGUGUUCCCGCCAGUGGUGAUGUGAGAACACACCACGUGUACACUUAUAGCGAGGAAAGUCUGACUUCCUGAAUAUUGUAGCAUCAUGUUCGAGUGCACAGAACAGUGUGUAGUGAUAGGGCUGUGUGACGCUCGCCGCUACUUUAUUCGUGGUGUUGGAUUCCUCUGGCCGAUACCGUAUACUUAUAUUUAAUUAUUUAUUUUAUUUUGAGUACGUGCUCUGGAACCGAUUUUGAAAGUCUCGGAAUACCAGAAUCAGUGGAUAACGGCCGUGUAAAUGAACAACCGUAAUUUGUCUUGAGUUGUGUACUCUCUUGAUGUUCCCACCGCUUUAGGAGCUGCAUUUGCGCCUUGAUCCUUGAAGGUUGGUGGCGUUCCUACGGAUGCGGAAAACUCGGUUUCCAGCCGAGUCUCACGCGAACCGUGAAUUUCUUUUUUCUUUUUUUUUGAUGUUAUUAUUCUCUUAGUCACACUGCCUAUCAUUAAUUGGCCACUGAGGAUAAGAGAAUACACAUAUGUA